AUGGCCACUCGCCAUCGCGAACAUUUCUACUGCAGGUGUCACUGUUCCUCUUCUCACGACCUUUAUCGCUACCCGACUAUCUUUCCAUCAGUUCUCUUCGCUAUUUUUCGACUAUUUUUCGACAUCCCGACCCCGACAGGCAAGAACGACGGAUCAGUCCGCGGCGAGCGGUAUUUUACCUGUCCGCGAGGACAUGAGCUGUCUAUCAGAGAGAACAAUAUAACACGUGUUCUCUCGCAGCCAGCCACGCGAUCAAGCGCAGCAAAGGCUGCUGCACCAGCCGCAACGACAAAAACGACAAAAUCAUGUCCUUCAAGCGUGAUCACCACGACGUCUACAAUACAGACUUCCGUUGUUGCAAAGCGGCAACCGAUCGCAACCUCCUCAUCCCCUUAG
Messenger RNA from Parastagonospora nodorum SN15, 396 nucleotides. RefSeq lists its product as hypothetical. Bases 1 to 396 code for a protein of 131 amino acids. NCBI's taxonomy places the organism in Eukaryota, Fungi, Ascomycota, Dothideomycetes, Pleosporales, Phaeosphaeriaceae. The record is from RefSeq and is a predicted model, not a curated record. The transcript is spliced from 2 exons.